UCAGUCACUUCGCAAUUGAUAACCGGAGCGAGAAGACAGGCUAUAUCGCGUGCUUAUCAAUUAGAAGGAGUUGUAAUUUAUUUAUUAGUUAUCUAUAUAUUGCUUUUGCACACUGAUUGUUAUGGUAGUAAAAUUGUUUGGAAAUAUUUAAAAAAAAAUAAGUUAAUAAUACGGAAACAGGAAAAAUGACUUGUGUACUGUCUAUGACACCUUUGUAUCUAUUCGGCGAAGAUGUUUCAGAUAUACACCAUAAUGAACACAACAGUUUUGAUUUUCAUUGGAUAACUUCACAAAAUUCAAACUCUGGAUUACCUGAUAGCCAUAGAUGCUCCUCCCCGUGCCGAAUAGAAGCAUGCACGGGUUCGUCAGUAUCGUCCCGGGUAGAUGUAUCAAAUGGACUGCCUGGAAGCAUAAAACAAUACCAAUUUAAUGUGAAUACUGACGUUGGAUGUGAAACGAAACUAACGACUGCAAAGGGAAUCACUGUAAAGGUUAUCGACUCGGACAAACGUUUACCUGCGACUGGUAAACAACGAGUGAACAGCUUGUUUGAAAUGAGCAACAAGACAGAUGUGGAAAUUGCCCAAAUAAGUACAACGAACCACGGACUUAAGCGAAAAGUUGAGGAGACAUAUCUUGACGAAGUUUAUAUUCCAUCGAAACGAGUCUCACCAUUCUUAAACACCCCAAAGGAAAGAAAAGACAAACGGAGGAAAAUAAUAAACAUAUCGACAAAAAAGUUGAAACAAUUAGAUGACCCCGAAACCUUUCUCAGGAGAACAGUUCUUGUUAAUAAUACAAUGAAGCGUCUACAAAUGGAAUUACGAGAAGAAAAACUGAGAACAAAGGAAUUUAAGUCAAACAAACAAUAUUAUUUUAGUGGUUAUGGGGUACUAAACGAUAAGGUGAUGUCAAAUUCUUAUUUUGUUGACGAUCCCUUUCUGAGUUGUGUUCAUGAGAAAAUCACAGACGAUAUGACUGACACACUAAUGAAUAACGUGUUUCAUGAUAAAGUAGAUGACAGGCCUACAUCAUAUGACAUUUGUGAAAAGUCUGACAUAAUGUCAAACAAAAUGGAAACUCUUGAAGCAGAAUCAGAUCAUGUCUCAAAUAAUUUGUUGGAUCGUUCUGAAGACAGUUUGGAGCAAUGCACUUGUGAUAGAAAUGGAAAUAUAAAAGAAUCAAGAAAAGAAUGCUACCCUUCGGCAUGUUCAGAAAAUAGACCAAACAUGAAAGAAAUGCUGGUUGACAGGUGUGUCGACUUAGAUGAAGUCAAUAGAAUUAGUACAAACAGUUUUACAGAAAAUUCCAACCACAUUUGCUGUGAUAAGUGCCUGUCAGUGAUCAUACCUAAAAGUUCUAACGCGUCUAAUGAAAACACAAGAAUACUACCGCGUGAAGUACAAGAAAUGCAGUGCGAUCAAAAUGUGGAAAACGACAUUAAAGCUUCACCAGCAAACUUUGUGGAGCUAAGGACCUAAGGAGAUAUUCAAAUUAGCAACAUAGGACCUUUAAGAUAAAUGUAAUUCUAGUACAUUACUUCAUUACUAAAAAAGUGCAAUAAACGAAUUGAAGUAGAAAAUGAGGCAGUGUUGUCGACCUUAAGUUAGGCCUGAAAUCGCUAUAUUAUUCCUUCAACACAUUCGAUAAACAAUAAUGGAAAAAAUGUAACGCAGAAAUAUAUUAUUUUGCAAUUUAUUUGUUGGAUGUUGUCGACAGCUCAAAAUAUAGGCAUAUUGAUGUGUAAAUGAGGUUCUUUAACAGCAGGGAUAUUUUUGGUCCAUUAUUUUGAACUUCUUUUCAAAAUGUUGUGAUAUCAAAUAUCAAAUUAUUUUGACGAAACUAUAAAUUUUAUUUAUUUGAUAGCUUACAAAGCCCAUGUUAUAAUAACGAAAUAAACUAAGAAAGAAGA
This is a messenger RNA of Mercenaria mercenaria, 1912 nucleotides long. RefSeq lists its product as uncharacterized. The record is from RefSeq and is a predicted model, not a curated record. The transcript is spliced from 2 exons. Bases 186 to 1481 code for a protein of 431 amino acids. NCBI's taxonomy places the organism in Eukaryota, Metazoa, Mollusca, Bivalvia, Venerida, Veneridae.